GAACGACACGCCCGAUUGCUUGAUGGAUCGUCAAGUCCACGCACACGCACCCACACACACACUGAGGUGACAGACAUGCAGGGUUGCAGAAGCGAUAGCUGGACAAUAGUCUGUCUGGCUGCAACUAGCGAAAUGACUAACACCAAAGGCUGCCGCGCCGAGCAGCGAACAAAAUGCCACAGAAUGCAUCUCUAUGGCCCUACUCACUACACAUUGAGUCCAUCCAUCCAUCCAUCCGUCCACCCAUCCGGCUCUCUCCAUGAGCUAGUCUAUGGUGUAUAUCAGAAGGUAGUCGAAGAAGACGUCUCCCUCCCCACUGACCACCUUGCCGUCGCUCCCGCCGUAGUAGCAGUCGGGCGGGCUGAUUGGGUCUCCCUCAGUCCGGUAGUUGGUGAUGGUCGACAGCCACACGUGGAACAGGUUUUUGGGGAUCUUCUCGUACGGCCCGUCGGGCGCACUUGGGCCCGUCUUGGCCCUGACCUCGUGGAUGAGGUUUCCGUCGAGGUACCAGGCCGCCCGCUCUCUGUCAAACCACAAGGAGAAGAUGUGGUAGUUGUUGACCAGGCUGAGGCCCCGACCACCAGCGGUGUCUUCAUCCUGCUCCGAUGACGGCCCGCUCCUGUCUGCAUCAACUGUGGUGGUCUUCCCCUCAUCUGGUCUGUCGACGUCGAGUUGUUUGCCGAACUGCCAUCUGCUGCCGGUGAGCCGCUCGAGAGUCAGAGGCUGGUACUCACUGUCGUCUCGGCCCAUCCUCGGGCCGCCCCCCGACCAUCUGUAGACGCCGUAGUAGAAUUCGGAGCGGCCGAACGAGCCGAAGUGCUCGAAGACGUCGAACUCGCUUCUCGGCUCGUAUGACAUGGGGUGCAGGUUGUUGCCCCCGUCUGAGUAUGACGUCCAGAAGGCCUCGUGCCACCCAGGCGUCUUGGUCAUCUUGACACGUGUCUCGAAGUAACCGUACCUGCACCACACCAGAGGCCACAUCAAACACAGACAGACGGACCUCAGAGAGUCGUCUCUUUCCGACCGACUGACGAUUCGCUUACUGGUAUCUUCUUCUGGUGACGACCCCCCCACCCGAGAACCACGCGUAACACGUCUCGUUGAUCCGGUACCUCCUUCCGCUCGGCAGCGUCACCUCUUUGGCCUUCUUGUACGCAAAUGGCUUCUCGAGAUACCGCAGCCGGAUGACCAGCUUGCCCCUCUCCACGCUCACGUAGGACGGAUCGCAGAACGAGUUGCGGCCGCACAGCUGGUGCGGCUGCCGGUACAUGAAGGUGUCAAAAUCGAGGGAGCCGCCGUCAAAGCCGUCGUAGAGGGCGAACUUGAAGUGCGGCGGGAGACGCACGGCGGGGCGCGGUCUUGAGGGCAGCCAAAAGGGCGGCGAGUCGGGGACUGUUGCAUUUGGCACCCACCACCACACGGGCCGUCUUGGCCGCCCCUGGCGGUCAAGUGUAUCGCGCGCAGGCGAGAAGAUUCCUCUUGGCACAGCCAAUGGAAACUGCCUUGAAUUAGGAUAGCCGCCGCCUUGUUGCGCCACCAGGCCACUAUCUUGAGAUCUGCCGUCCUUGCUGAGGUUGAGCGGGAUGAUGAUCCAGGCGUCGGCCUCUGCUGGCGGCGGCGGGCGGUCGAUGGCGAUGAUAAAUCCCUCAGACAAGUCGGGGGCGUCGGCAAGGGAUAUGCUCUGGAUGUCGGUCACAAUCGGCUGUGCAAAGAAGAACCUCUCGGGAUCGUCAUCCUCCCGCUGCAGCCUUCGCUCGAACAAGGUGGGCCUUCCGUGCCGCUCUGACUUGGUGGCCGGAAAUAAGCCUGAUGGACCUCUCAGGUAAAUGAAGAUCAGUGCAGAGAUGAAGGUCAGUGCACAAACGGCCUCGCGGAGAUGACUCUGCGCCUGCUGCAUUGGGAUAGCACUGCCAGUGCAUGCAUGCGACCCGGUGGGCCAAACCGGGGGCGCCGGCGAGACGCGUCUCAGGUUCCGGAGAGCGCGUGUCGUCCAUCUGUGUUGUCCUGCGGCCUGAUGGAG
Molecule: messenger RNA, 2020 nt
Organism: Vitrella brassicaformis
Lineage: Eukaryota; Vitrellaceae
Source: the annotation of a GenBank genome assembly